AUCGAAAUCGAUAGGUUCAAAAAGUAAACAAACAUAUGAACGCGAGAAGAGCAGGAAUUAUAUUAAAUAUGGCCAAAAAUGUGAAGAAACUAACGUUGGCCAACAAAUUGGCUAAACGAGGAGAUGUGAUAAAACCCACAGAGAUAAUUAGCAGACAGAAUAGGGCUGAUAAUGUGAGGGAUAUUGAGGAUCUAGUGGGUGCGGUAGGAUCUAGUAGCUCUAUUUACUUCUCCCCGAUUCGGACCCGCAAGCAGCGCAUCAUAAAUGGAGAAUCUCUUAAAAUGGAACCCCUUAAAAUGGAAUCCCUUAAAAAAGAACCCCUAUCUCCGACUCGAGUCCCACCAAAAAAAAAUAAAAAGGAAGAUCAUACGGUAACCAAAAUUCAAGUGGGUUCCGCUACUGUAGUCAAAUGUAAAGUGGUCCAAGAAGCUGCCGAAUCUCCCAUAAGGAUUGAUAAGAUCAAGAAGGAAAUGGAACCACAAAUAAAGCAGGAACUGAAUAUACAAGAAAGCCUAGAGUCCUUAAAAACUUUUAAAACAGAACUGGUUAACCAAUUGGAUCCAAAUUUAUAUCCGGAAGUACAAGCACCACAUCCUUUAUGGUAUAAUCAUUUAGAAAACAUACGCAUCAUGAGAAACUCUAAAAGUGCUCCUGUGGACACCAUGGGAUGCCAUCGCUGUGCUGACUCCAAAGCAGAUGCAAAGACCCAACGCUUCCAAAACUUAGUAGCCCUAAUGUUGUCCAGUCAAACCAAGGAUCAAACCACCUUUGAAGCCAUGAAUCGCCUUAAAGACCGAACUCUAACUCCACUCAAAUUAAAGGAAAUGCCUGUAACCGAACUGGAGAACUUACUGCAUCCCGUUUCCUUUUAUAAGAACAAAGCAAAAUACCUCAAGCAAACUGUGGAGAUACUUAUGGACAAAUAUGAUUCGGAUAUUCCGGAUAAUAUCAAGGAACUUGUGGCUCUUCCAGGAGUUGGGCCCAAGAUGGCUCAUAUAUGUAUGGCAGUGGCCUGGAAUAAGAUCACCGGAAUUGGAGUCGAUGUCCAUGUGCAUCGUCUAUCAAAUCGAUUGGGUUGGGUACCGAAGCCCACAAAGGAGCCGGAACAAACCCGGAUCGCAUUGGAGAAGUGGCUGCCUUUUAGCCUCUGGUCGGAAGUUAAUCAUCUAUUCGUUGGAUUCGGGCAAACCAUUUGCACUCCAGUGAAACCUAAUUGCGGAGAAUGCCUUAACAAGGAUAUUUGUCCUUCGGCCAACGUUGAGACUAAACCAAAAAAGAAGAGGGACCGAUAGUAACAUAUUCUGCAUGCCAUGAUUCAACACCAACGUUUAUAAAAUUAGCAGUAUUAAGCGAUGAAUUGUGUUAACCAUCUCAGGAAAAAUAAGUUCCAAAGGGACUAGAAGUCCAAAGUGUUACAUCGAUCUAAGAUACGAACAUUUAGAAAGACCUAAACUUAUAAUUUUUCAGUUACAUUCAUUCCA
Drosophila suzukii is the source of this 1481-nucleotide messenger RNA. RefSeq names its product Nth-like DNA glycosylase 1 (gene Nthl1). Gene Ontology annotation, molecular function: DNA-(apurinic or apyrimidinic site) endonuclease activity; 4 iron, 4 sulfur cluster binding; oxidized pyrimidine nucleobase lesion DNA N-glycosylase activity. Gene Ontology annotation, biological process: base-excision repair, AP site formation; nucleotide-excision repair; base-excision repair. Gene Ontology annotation, cellular component: nucleus. The record is from RefSeq and is a predicted model, not a curated record. Lineage: Eukaryota; Metazoa; Arthropoda; Insecta; Diptera; Drosophilidae.